UCUCCGCGCGUGUGUGAGUGUGUCAAAUGCGCGCGGUCCGGCGAUGGUUUGGUCCAACGGGAGCGCGAGCUGCUGCUCCGAGUCUCCGGGGUCUGUCUCGGACCCCGGGGCGACUCGUGACUCUGCGCUCAGUCUGAGCCCCACCGCACACUCGGUGGUGGCCGCGUGCCUCGGCUUCAUCUCCACCUUCGGCUUCGCGAGCAAUCUGCUGACGCUCGUGCUGUUCGGCCGCCACAAGGCGCUGCGUUCCCCCAUCAACCUGCUGCUCGUCAACAUCUCAUUCAGCGACCUGCUCGUGUGCGCGCUCGCCACACCGCUCAGUCUCGCCGCCAGCACGCGCGGACGCUGGCUCGCCGGACGCACCGCGUGCGUGUGGUACGGAUUCGCUAAUUCCCUCUUCGGUAUUGUGUCGCUCAUCUCCCUGGCGGUGCUUUCCUAUGAGCGCUACUGCACCAUGAUGUGCCCGACCAAGCCUGAUGUCACCAACUACAGAAAAGUUGCACUGGGAGUUGUGCUGUCCUGGGUCUACUCCCUCAUCUGGACUCUGCCGCCAUUCUUCGGUUGGAGUCGCUACGGACCCGAGGGGCCCGGAACCACAUGCUCAGUGGACUGGGCAGCCAAGACGACCAACAACAUCUCCUACAUCAUCUGCCUCUUCAUCUUCUGCCUUAUCCUCCCGUUCCUUGUCAUAGUCUACUCUUAUGGGAAGCUGCUGCAUGCAAUCAAGCAGGUGAGCAGCUUGACAACUUCGACCAGCCGUAAGCGUGAGCAGCGUGUCCUCGUCAUGGUCAUCACGAUGGUGCUGUGUUAUCUGCUCUGCUGGCUCCCAUACGGCAUCAUGGCGCUGCUGGCUACGUUCGGAGCGCCAGGUCUGGUGACAGCUGAGGCCAGCAUCGUUCCCUCGCUCUUGGCCAAGACCAGCACCGUCAUCAACCCUGUCAUUUACAUCUUCAUGAACAAGCAGUUCAACAGAAGUUUCUGGUCUUUACUCAAAUGUGAAACAUCUCAUGGAGGCUCCAUUCAGAGCUGGUCGAGAGCAAACAAACCCAUGCGACCCGCCGGCAACAAUCUGACGUCCAUGGUUGCGUCGGUGGAUCAAAGAUCACCAGCACCGAGCACCUCGAAGAGCCACAAGAAGCAUCCAAUGAUAAACUCAGCCAAACCCCCAGCGCUGUCCCUCGUGGCUCGUUACAACACCUCGAUCUGAGACUACGUGUACGCAGAUACGUCCUUUUCAAAAGAACUUCAGUGUGUGCAAAAAAGAAAUCUGUGGCGGUACAAACCUGCUCAUUUUUGAUAAAAAAACAUUUCCUGGGGCCUACAACUUCUUGGGUCUAUUUUCCCCCUGAGGAACUUUUUUUAUGUACAUUUCAAGAAGUUCUUCUUUCAUUCUUUGAUGGAAUAUGGAAGCAGGCUUACUGCUACAUCAUAGACUGCCCAUUUUUUUAUUUUUUAAUAUAAAAGCUCAUAUGCAGAAUGAAAGAAAACCACAAUUUCCUAAAUGCACAGAGAGCAUAAAAACCAGCUAUUACGACAGCAGUUACAACCGAAUUCAUCGCAGCCACGUAAUUGAGAUUCAGUAAAAGUUCCUGUGCUAUUUAAAUGGAUCUGAAGUCAGAGAUGUUGGCAAAAGCUGUCUGAUAUCACGCUUAAUAACGUUUAAUUCAAGCCAUCCGGCCUUUUUUGUGUUCCUGCUAUAGGAGCUUUGUAAAAUUGCCAUAUGUUUGUUUCUAGAUGCUGCUCAGAGAUUUCUAUUGUGUUAUUUUUGUACAAAUUUGUAAUUAAAUCAAAUGCUGCUCAUCGGUCUGCUGUUAACUCGGAAAUACAAUCUGUGCUGAAAGUAUUACAAGUAUUGGAGCAACAGGGUCAAUUAUUAUCAUUGUUUAUUUAAUUUUAUUUGUAAUAAGAGGCGAUAUAAUAAUGUAGCUCUAGUUACAAUUAAGUACUUUGUUAAUCUACUUUAACACACUAUAACCUUUAAAACAGCGUUCCUGCUGCUUCUGGAACGUGUUCUGGAAGUCUUCUUUUCAAAGCGGGUCAAGCACCUAUUGCGAUCUGGUGUCAAAACGGCAACCUUCGAGCUGGAUACGGUGGCCGAGCAGUGCAAAACACUAACAAAUAACAAAAGCAAAAACGAAAUAACAAAUGGAAAACCAAAUGAACAAAUUCGGAAACAAAAUAAUAAAUGCAAAAACAAAAUAACGAAUCCAGAACAAAUGAACAAAUCCAAAAACAAAACAACAAAUCCGGAAAAAAUAGCAAAUCUGAAAACACAACGACAAUUCAGACAAACUGGAAAAGUUGGGUACAGUUUGUGAAUGAAAAUUUACAGAUCAUUGGAGGAGACACGUUUUUGCAUUUGUUAAUUUGUUUUUGGAUUUGUUAAUGUGUUUUGCACUUCCACCGUAACGAUUUCUUUUGCCACACUGACUUAUGAAAGUCGGUGCUCCCAGUGACCAUGCGUGCAGACUUGUGCUGCCAUCUGUUGGCGUGUUACAAAACUAGUUUCAAAACCUUUUCAUAUCACCUUGUAUUCUUUUUUUUUUCUAAACAUCUGAAUUCCGGUCCAAAAGUUAAUUAUUAGAUAAUGGAUCAAAAUAUUAUUUUCUCAAACAACUAGAACCUUUUCUUUAAAUUUACUGCAAAUGUUUUAAAAAAUAUUGGAACACAAAACUGUUGGCCAGGUUCACACCCUGCUCGAUUAGACAACACGUCUCUGAAUGUCUACUCUUGUGUUUUGGGGAUAAGCCAACAUUAAAACCAGAGAGCUGUGUAUAGGAGAACGGCGUGCGAUUAUGAAGAAGGGAAGUGAAUAUUAUUAUUCUUUUUUUAAUAUAAUAAUAAUAUUAUCAUUAUUACUGUUUAUGCUAUUGCACAAGCACAGGGAAUUUCUGACACUGAAAUAUAUGCACUAAAAGAGAAAGAACUAAAAAGCCAAAGUGAUCAACCAAGAAAAAGCUGUGGAGAAAACCAGCAGUGACUUUACUAACAAGCUCCACAGGGUAGGGGUGAAGGUGUCAUAAUCAAUCAGUGGGGAAAAAAGCCAUUUAAGAACAGGGUACAUGAGCAUAUGGUUCACUCAAAUCCUUAUAAAAGCCUCUUUCUGUAUUUACCAACAAAAUCAUUUGUACAGAUGUGUGUAGUUGUGCAAUUUUUGCCCAAUUAAAAUGCAGCACAGUGAAACGUUAUUGGAGUUUAUUGAUUUAAUCAUACUUGCCCCUAUGAGCUCUUUUUUUGGUUAGCACAGUGAUUACAUGUUUUAUUUAGUACGGCGGAAAUUUCUUUCUUUUAAUUAAAUUUUAAAUAUAAAAUCAACUUGAGGAAAAAAACAUUCAGUUAUGGUUUAUUUAAACAUCACGCAGGUCUUGGAGGGAUUUUUCGGAUUUGUUCUUCAUAUCACAAUGGCAAAUGUCACUAUAUUCAGCUACAAUUCUCAGUUAGUGGAUCGAAAAAAUUUGAUUUUGAAGGACACUAAUUGGCUCCAAGAAAAUAGAGCCAAGGCUUUGAAAAGAUAUCCCAAGUGUCCAGAUGUUGAGAGGGGGAUGGUGUUUUUUUAUGCUGUUCCUUUAUAUAUUUUUUAAUUAUUUCAGAUUUUCUUUGUCUUUAAAUUUAAUCCCAAUGAUUUACAC
Messenger RNA from Silurus meridionalis, 3629 nucleotides. It is a transcript of the gene tmtopsa, whose product is annotated as teleost multiple tissue opsin a. Lineage: Eukaryota; Metazoa; Chordata; Actinopteri; Siluriformes; Siluridae. Bases 44 to 1207 code for a protein of 387 amino acids. Gene Ontology annotation, cellular component: membrane; photoreceptor outer segment. The record is from RefSeq and is a predicted model, not a curated record. Gene Ontology annotation, molecular function: G protein-coupled receptor activity. Gene Ontology annotation, biological process: visual perception; G protein-coupled receptor signaling pathway. The transcript is spliced from 5 exons.